UUCCAGAGGCAGCCAGAGACCGCAAACACGAUCUGCCUGUUCCGAGGGACGCCGAGGAGAUCGAGGAGUUUGAAACCUUUAUCAAUAUUGUCAAGUUCAACAUGCGCACAUCCUACAACAUCACCUCCUUCUGCAUCCACAUCUACUUAAUCUACAAUGCCGUCUAUCGGGUCCUGUGGUGGUGCCCUCGGAGCUCCUACCCACGCCGCGACUUUUAUCUCUUUGACAAUACCUCGACUCCCAACGGCACCGGCACCGGCUCCGGCUCCGCUGGGCUGCUCUCGCUGCUGGAAAACACAACAUGCGUCCUGCAUCCGACGUCUCCGCCUACAUUCAUCCAUUUUACAGCCUGGUUCCAGGCGCUGUUCCUGCUGGCCGUACUCCUGAGCCACUUUUGGGCCCCGCGGCUCGAGCGCCUGCUCUAUCUGCACGGCCUCUAUCUCCUGAAUGCAACGAUGCUCCUUCCGGCGUGGAUCCUCAACUCCAAACGCUACGGCCCCGGAGCCUCGUUUGCGGCCGGGCUCCGGAUGGGCUGGAUUCCGUUCAUUCUGUGGUGGGUGCUCCUGUAUCAGCGCCGGCAUUCGAUAACGACCUGGUUUUGGGAACUCGAAGCCAAGAUGACGGACUGCAUCGUGAUCGAACGACCGCCGAACGAUCCCUCGCCAGGCUAUCUGUCGACGUACAAGCAAGAGGGGCGGGAGCGGCUGCUCGGCAUGAGCCGCAUCUGGCGGAUUUCGUCGCCGGUGCUGUUGCUGACUCUGUGGGAGUGGUGGUUGAAGCCCAGCGGGUAUCUGGCUGUCGAAACAACCGAUCUGCCAAUGUGGCCGGGACUGAUCUGGACGACCCUUGGUUGCGCUGCAGCUGCCCUGCCGUUGGUCGUCUAUCUCAGCAUCUUUACCUUUGCACGGGCCGCCCUGAUCUGGAUCGACCCGGACGAGUCGAGGGGCGUCGUCUUGGACAAGAUGGGCGAUGCUAUGGCCGUGGGACUCCUAUAUUAACCGGGUGUCCGUUUUGAAACCUGCGUUUGUCUGGAAGAAAUGAAUGCCAUAUUGUCUUUUCAACACGCUGUUCAGAACAAAACGGGUGAGCACCCCGCCUCUUGGGGGGGGGGAGGCUGGGCAUUGUGAGUGGCCGAUGGGUGUUGGAUUCAA
Polychytrium aggregatum is the source of this 1151-nucleotide messenger RNA. RefSeq lists its product as uncharacterized. The transcript has 2 exons. NCBI's taxonomy places the organism in Eukaryota, Fungi, Chytridiomycota, Chytridiomycetes, Polychytriales. The record is from RefSeq and is a predicted model, not a curated record. The coding region runs from base 102 to 998 and encodes 298 amino acids.